Molecule: messenger RNA, 1690 nt
Organism: Nymphaea colorata (pocket water lily)
Lineage: Eukaryota; Viridiplantae; Streptophyta; Magnoliopsida; Nymphaeales; Nymphaeaceae
Exons: 2
Coding region: 287-1408 (373 amino acids)
Source: RefSeq, a predicted model, not a curated record
AUCAUUUCACCACAAGGAAAAUUUUGAGAGAGAGAAAGAUCGGCCGGUAAAAUUCAUGCUAAUCAUUCCUACCAUUGUUCUUAAACUUUCCUCCCACUCAACGGCAGCCUUUUUGUGAGAGAGAUGGUCAGUCCAUCGCCAACAUGACAACAACGACCAGGACGACCUCUUGCACCAGAAGGCAACCAACUCUCAACUCCCACAGAGGAGGAGAGGGAAGAGGAGGAAGAAGGAGGAGGCGUGAAGGGAGGGGAACGUGUAAGAGAAGGCACAGAAGGGAGAAAGGAUGGGCUGCACCACCUCCAGGGAAUCACGUUUCAUCGGCGCCACGACAAGCGAGUCGGGUCGCGACUUCCAGGACCAUUCAGAGGGCCACCAUCACCACCAAGAGCAGGAGCAAGGCGGCGGCCACCACCAACAUUCUGCUCCUCCUUUCUCUCGAGCGCACUCCCUUCCCUUGGCCGUUCACCACCCGCCGCAGCGGAAGGGCGACUCCUACCACGUCGUCGCCCUCACUUCCACCACCUACGGCUCCCUAGUCCUCGAUCCCCUGCCUGACCCCGAUACCACCGCCGCCGCCGGCCCCCCGGAGAACAUAGACGCCUGGGAGCUCAUGCAUGAUCUCGAGGACUCAUUGUCCGAUGCGCCGUCUGCUGACACAGGGAGGAUAUCCCUCGGCCGGUCCCUCAGUCUCCAACAUGGCCUCAAUGCUUCUCAGGCCAAGAACGAAGCGGCCAUCGGCAGUCCCAAGCCACUCUGGAUGCAUCUUUCUGACGAAUCCACCAGCCCGGAAGGCACGGACGUCGUCUCGAGUUUCAGACGGGCUACGGUGAAGACGACGAACUUGGGGUUCAGGGACUCCGGGCAAUUGAAGCCGGCGAUCGCAUCGAUCCCGAGCUCGAAGGUGUUGCCAGUCGAUAGGGCGUCGCCUUUGUCGCCGUCGCCUCCUCCAGGAAGUGAGGGGAAGAUCGUGGUGUAUUUCACGAGCCUUCGGGGGAUCAGGAAAACAUACGAGGAUUGCUGCACGGUGAGAUCGAUUCUUAGGGGGCUUCGGGUUUGCGUGGACGAGCGAGAUGUCUCGAUGGAUUCCGCGUACCGGAAGGAAUUGCAGAGCGCGUUCGGGGGGAGCGCGGCGCUUCCGCAAGUGUUCGCUGGGGGCACGUACGUCGGAGGAGCAGAGGAGGUGAGGCAUCUACAUGAGGUCGGGGAAUUGGGGAAGAUCCUGCGGGAUUUUCCGGUGCGAGAUAACGGCGACGUCUGCGAGGUGUGCGGCGACGCGAGGUUCGUGCCCUGCGAAAACUGCCAUGGCAGUAGGAAGGUUUAUGAGGAAGACGAUGGAGGUGUUCUGAGACGGUGCUUGGAGUGCAACGAGAACGGAUUGGUCAGGUGUCCAUUCUGUUCUUACUGACCUCACGAACCAAACAAAUGGUGAAGAUUGGUGGUGGUGAUCAUGAUGAGAAUGAUCAAAAAGGGAAGUUGGGGAUUAUGCGGAUUUGUUUCUUGUUUUUGUGCAUAAUUGUAUACUUGAUAAUUUUCGGCUUCAAUUUCAUGAAUGGAAUUUAAAUUGAAAUUGGAGAUGACUCGAGAGCCUUCUGAUUCAAGACUGUAAAAAUCUGUAUUGGUUUCUUGUUGAUCAGUUCUUGUUAUGUGGUGGUUCUUUCUCAACUAUAAUAAAGUUCUAAUUUCCAUA